Astrephomene gubernaculifera is the source of this 525-nucleotide messenger RNA. The record is from the annotation of a GenBank genome assembly. Lineage: Eukaryota; Viridiplantae; Chlorophyta; Chlorophyceae; Chlamydomonadales; Astrephomenaceae.
GCGAGUCGUGUCGCCCAGGGCGGGAGAGGCUGGUGCUGCGGGAGCUGCCCCGGCUGCUGAGGUGCAGCAGCAGAAGCGCCGUCGAGUGGAGGUGCCCCGUGCUGCCGGUGCUGCCCAGCAGCGCACAGCUCAACCCGCUUCUGCUGCUGCUGCCGCUGCUGCUGCUGCUGCUGCGGCCCCUGUUCAGCCCAAAGCUGGCGGCCAGGCGCCUGGAAGCCGCCUGGCGCGUCAGCAACCCGCCCCCGCCCCCCCAGUCCCCUCAGUGGCACCAACCAACGCCGCUGCAGCAGCACCUCCACCCCCGCCACCACCACCCCCGCCACCCGGGGCAUCAGCACGAGCACCCAGAAGCGCCCCCGGUACCCGGCCGGCAGGGGGCGGCCGCAGUGAAGGGCCGUCGGGAUGUGGUGGGGCAGGCGCAGGUGGAGGGGAGCAAUGGGUGGCUGGAAGCGCCGGCAUCGGGACAACUGCAAAGACGGCUGCGGCGCUGGCGAAGCUAGGAGAGUUCCUAGCGGCUCGUCGCGC